AAUAUGACUUUUAUGGUACAUGGUCCGCCACCUACUCAUCUCCAUGGGGAUGUUAUUGCUUUACCAUCAUAUGGCUUUAAAAUUGUUCUGAUGAAGCAGCUGACGCCACAAGACCUGACAGAGGAGAGGCAAGAGGCAUGUUUUUCUAAAAUAUUGGCAAAGGAAGAACAUUUCCAUGAGAAGAACAGGUGAUGAACCUUCAGCACAAUCCGCAUCACAAAAGUUACUAAGAUAUGUAAGAUACGUAGACGUAAUUAUGUACAUACAGAUUCUCCUUUGCUCCCAGUAGAUGGUGGUGUUGCUCUGCCUGAUCAUGGUGACUGACCCAGAAGACUCUAAUAGAUCCAUGACCUGACCAUGGACCGGACCUGAUCAUAGACCGGGCCUGACCCAAAAAGAUGACCGACAACAUUAAAGAUCGUUUAUAUUUGGAGGAAGCACCACGCGGUUUCACUGGACGCUCCAUUAGCUUUGACUGAUUUCCGGUCAGAAUAUUUGAGACGAAGUGGGAGCUCUGUGUUUGAAUCCUAUCGUUCGCUCGGCACCAGCAGCACAUAGACUAUGGCAGCACCGUGAGCAGCACCACUCGGAAUAAUGAUGGGGAACGCUACUGCUGAAGAGCUGUAACGACAAUCAGGGGGAAGCCAAUGGACGCCAUGCCACAGCUGUCUUCAUCCCUGCCGCAAGUGUGCAACCAGGAUGAAGAAGCGCCGGCAGAAGAGGAAGAAUUUGGGGAGUUUAGUAACUUUCCUGGUGGUGCUGAUGGCUUUAAUUGCUCCCCAUGGGAAUCUGCAUCCAACUCUCUAUCUUUACACUCAGAUCCCUGCCAAUCUAUUUCCAGGUUAAAUCAGCCAGUUGAGCAGUCUCAACCCACAUCUACUAUGAGUCUUAAAUCCAUUGAUGACCAGGCAGCAUGUGUAGAUGAACUAUCUGAAAAGUACCCUUAUGAUGGGGACAAGAGCUCAGUUCUGAAAGCUUGCUUUCUCACAAAUGAAACAGACUUUGCAGACUUUUCUGUAUUUGGCGAACAAGCAGCACAAGCCUGGUGUUGUGGUCUGGCUGGUGCAGAGUUUUGGGAUGGAAGAGAGGGGAUGUCUGCGCUGAGACACAACUAUGUCACCCCGGACGAGAAUGUAAUUUUAGAUUCUGAACCCAAAUCUUGUGCUUUCACAUCAACAGGCAACAUUUGCACCAUUGUCAACCACUGUGAGAAAAGAAAUAAAUCAUCUCAGGACAAUAACAGUAAACCACAUCUUCAGGUGGAAUGGGGCCAUUUUGGAGAUAAAUCUGCUGACAAGUCUUGUGAAAGUCACAAAGAGAGAAAGCAUAGUUUCAAUCUAAAUUUUUUACGAACUUCAAAAGAAGUAGAGGAAAGAGGAAAGAAAGAAAAGAGUGUUUCAACACUUUCUCAGACAGCAGGCUUGUAUGACUUUGUGGACAAUGUAUCAUUUGAUGAAGGCUCAUCACAGGAUGAACCAUCUGAGGAUUUUGAGCCAAAUGUAUCUUCUCUUGCUUCACCAGAUGACACAGACCCUGAUGAAUAUCCAACUGAUGAUGAAGAGGAACUGAGGAACUAUAGGCUUUCUCGAUCCUUUUGCAACAAUGAUUUCAUUUGGUACAACACAUCCAAUUCUGAUGUUGAUACCGGUCUUUUUUAUGACGAUCACUUUGCAGCUCAGGAAUCCUCUGCUACCUCUGCACUCUCAGAAUAUGAAGAACAUUCUGAAGAAGAACAAGUGUCCAGAGGUGUCAGUUUAGAGUCCCACACGAGCCAAGAACCUGUCCAAUUAGCUGACGGAGAUGUACAAAAUCUACAAGGUCUUCCGCCCAGUGACAGCUUUGCUGACUUUUGCUCAGCACCCUCACAAGAGGACAGACAGUGUGAGCUAUUUCAAGACCGACAGGAGGCCUUUGGACAGCAGUAUGAUAUAACUAGCUGUGAGGUUGUGCUCCAUUGUCAAGUUCAACAGCUGUUGCUGGCCAGUUUCCCACAGUUGGUCUCAGCUGAAGAAGUGGAGGAUCCAGUUUAUGGACUAGAAACACUGCUUUUCUUCAAAGAUGAAAGUGACCAUGAAGAACAGGAAUCAAAACAGUUUGACUCACUCUGCAUCCCUCCUGGCUUAAGAUGGUCAUCUCAGGACAUUCACUCAGCUGCUGGCCUGCAGUUUCAGUGGGGUGGUUCCCAUACCAGUAUGGGUUUACUACAAUGCCUUGGUGUGGACUCAAGGAAUAUUGUGGUCAUUGGCUUAAAGAAGCAGCCAGUGGCUGUACCUGCAUUAGCAUCCCACCGGGGACAACUGGAGCCUAUCAAGGACUCAUUGUCACCUGUACAUUUUUCAGGACAAACUAAAGUGACAACACAUAAACCUAUGAGUACCUAAGACAGCUCACUGGGUUUAUUAAAGGAUUACCUGUGCCCUGUGCUGAACUGGAGCAGUCAAAGCCUUAGCAGUUCUCAGGAUGGUACGUCCCAUUUCUAUGCCCCACUCUUUUGGAUACUCAAAGAGUCUGUUGUUUGGCAGCUUAUAUUAAUCUUGGUCAUCCUGUUUUACGGUUUUUCCCUUCUGAGGUUGCUACAGCAAAUCAUAUGGCUCAUAUAAUACGCUGUGAAUUCACUAGCUCUUAAUUGUAAAGAAAAAAAGAGCUACCUCAUUUUCAAUAAAAAAUAGGUACAGGUGCUUUAUGUCACUAUGCCAUACUAACUGUCUGUUACAUUCAUGUGAGUUUGCUGCUAAUAAUACAGCUAAUUUCACAAAUUUAUAUACAACUGUGCCCUGAAACGUCACUUUUACUUAAUGGACAAAUCAGCAACAAUAGUUUUAAAUGGCCUUUACAUAUAUUUAUUUUCAUAAUGAUUUAUUGCAAUCUAACCAACCAACCAAAAACUAUUGUGCACGUUUUUAAUGAUUCCAUGUAGAGAUUUGGUUUGAUUUGAAAUUAGAUUAAUGUUAAGAGUAAGACCAUCUGAGUACAGCAUUAAUGGUAGCACUGUUUGGCAUGCCAACAUUUAUAAAUGUGUAUUCAUUUGUAGCAUGUAAACAUGUACAAUAGAGAAUAUGUUAUUAAAAAUAACUGAGGCCCUGAAUAUGUAGUCUUUACUCAAGAUGCAAAAAUUGUAAUGGGCAAUAGUAUACUGCAGAGGGCAGCAGCAGAAGAACACCCAUUUACACAUACACCUGUACUCAACCAUUGAACAACCAAUAAAGUGCAUUGAAAUAAAAUGAAAAUAAUUAGCCCAUUAAUACUUAUUUAUGGGGAAAAAUACAAAGAAUAACUCAGUUGAGAUAAAGAUAGUAAAUAUGACAACAUAUUUUUUAUUUUAGUUGUGCCUUCAUUGCUGUAAGAGUUUUUCCUAUUUCUAUCUUCGGACCUAUUAUUUUGUUAAGACUGUCUAAUGUACUGCUGUAAAAUACUUGUGAAUAUAAAAUAAAUUUGAUGAUUUCUAUUAUA
This is a messenger RNA of Boleophthalmus pectinirostris (great blue-spotted mudskipper), 3450 nucleotides long. RefSeq names its product aftiphilin b (gene aftphb). The record is from RefSeq and is a predicted model, not a curated record. Bases 648 to 2381 code for a protein of 577 amino acids. Gene Ontology annotation, cellular component: AP-1 adaptor complex; trans-Golgi network membrane. NCBI's taxonomy places the organism in Eukaryota, Metazoa, Chordata, Actinopteri, Gobiiformes, Gobiidae. The transcript is spliced from 8 exons. Gene Ontology annotation, molecular function: clathrin binding. Gene Ontology annotation, biological process: intracellular transport.